Messenger RNA from Seriola aureovittata, 2823 nucleotides. Its product is annotated as interleukin-21 receptor-like. The record is from RefSeq and is a predicted model, not a curated record. Lineage: Eukaryota; Metazoa; Chordata; Actinopteri; Carangiformes; Carangidae. Gene Ontology annotation, biological process: immunoglobulin mediated immune response; cytokine-mediated signaling pathway. The coding region runs from base 614 to 1963 and encodes 449 amino acids. The transcript is spliced from 9 exons. Gene Ontology annotation, molecular function: cytokine receptor activity; protein binding. Gene Ontology annotation, cellular component: external side of plasma membrane; membrane.
CAGGGGUAUAUUCAUGUAUAAUUAUCUAAGUUUUAUCCUUGAUGAGUAUAAAAAUCAUAUGAAUCAGGUGCUUUACAGUCACAAGAUCACAACCCAGUCAAACAUUCAGUAUCACAGUAUGGGAGAUUUUGGAAGUUACACAGCGUUCUUUGCCACUUUGGAAGAAUGACCCCCCCCCCCCCCAGUCGAGAAGCUGAAGCCUGGUACUGUGAUCACAAAAAUAAAAGUUUUUUUGACAGUUAAUUCUUAAAAACCUGCAAUAAAAAUUUUAAUAUAAUUAUAAUCCACCACAACAAAAUAGUAUAACCCACAGUGACAUGAAAAGAUUAUUUAAAUGUGAUUAAUCACAAUACUGCAUUCUAUAUCAAAUUAAAAAAACAAAACAAAAGCUGGUCUAAAAGAGCCUCAAUUGUUUAACAGGCGCUAUGAACAGAGGCAAGAGCACAUGCACAGAAUGAGACCAGAAAAGAAAAAGAAACUUGUGACGUAAAGAGGUUCGACUUCCUGUGAUACAACUGUUGAUAAACUAAACCUCAGUUCCAUCUCAUUCAGUCUCGGAGACAGCAACAGCACCAGGGCAGCCCCCAAGAGUGAUACUCAUCUCUAUGGAAACAUGAAGUGUCCACAGCUCCUGUUCGUGUGUUGGUGCUCCAGCAUCUUCGCAGUGACCAGCUGCUUCAGAGUUGAUGGAUAUUCAUGUAUCAGUACGUUCAAGGACACGAUUACCUGCGUCUUGAACAUCACUGGUGAUCCUGGGGGACCGUCCAACGCCAACUACAGCCUGAAUUUCACUUAUAUUUGGACGUCCGAAAAUUACAUUUGUCCACUUGUGCUGAUGAAUCACACUUACAGCUGUGUCUGUAAAGUCCUGAAGCAAUAUGGAUUUAAUAGUCUCUAUAAUUAUACCAUAGAAGUUUGUAAUCAAUCUGGCUGUCAAUCUCUAACAAAGGGUUUUGUGCCAUUACAGAACAUUCAGCUGACGUCCCCGUAUGAUGUUAAGGCCCAACCGACACCAGAGCAUUUCAACAUCACUUGGGCAAGUGGGUAUGAAACUGAGAUGUACAUCGGUAAAUACCUGGACUACGAACUCUUAAUUCAAAAAUCUCAAAGCAGUUGGAGCCAAACUCUCAAAUCAAGACUGCAGUUUGAAUCCAUCCCAAGAUCACAACUUGAUGCAGAUGCUACAUAUUGCAUUAAAGUGAGAUCAAAACCUCUAGAAGAUUUAGGUUAUAAAGGAUUUUGGAGUAAAUGGAGUACAACGACCUGCUGGAAAACUGAAGCACGAGCAGAACAAGGAAGUCUAUUAGUCAUUUUGACCAGAUCUUUGGGCCCAGUGUGUUUGGUUGUUGGAGCUCUGCUGUUUGUAUUCUACAGUCCAACUGCGAGGAUGAAGAUAAAAACUCUGUCCCACACACCAUCACCAGCCCCUUUCUUUCAACCUCUCUUUCAACAUCAUGAAGGCAAUCUGCAGGAAUGGUUUUCACCUCAAGGCAAAUUUGCAUUAACAUACAAAACUGAGGAGAACAUGAUUACCAACGCUGUGGUUGUUGUGCCGAAACCCAUCACCAAGGAUCCAGAAGAGGACCAGGACUCCCACAACCCUUCAGCACCAAAACUGGCAUUCAGUCAGUGUCAAAGCUCAUAUGUUGGAUUACCUGAGACACAUGAGACUUUGAAUCCUAUGACUAUGGUCUGCCCAGGGAACACUUCUUACACUCAGCUCCCUUGCUCUGUCUGGGGCUUAGGUAAUGGAGAAGUACAAGUUUUUCCCUCUCCACCUCAAACUUUCUUAGAGAUUAGCCGUACCGACUCUGGUUGCAGUUGUGAGGACCUGACCCAAAGCCUAGAGUGCAGUUUACCCAACAGUCCUGUUAAUGAGAGUUCACCACCAUGUUUCAGUACUGAUUACUGCAUUCUCAACAAAACAGCAGAAGGUGUUGUUCCUGUUUUAGUGACCAAAUGAAGAACCCAAAUGUUCCAUCUGAUUCCCAGCGAGAGGAUGAGAGCUAAGAAUAAGAAACGAUCCUGUCAGUUGGUUUGGAGAAAGAGAAAUUCACCAGACUGAUGACACUGAUCACAAUGGCUGUAUAUUUGCAUCUUAAAAAGCACCUGGUGACAAACUUAGCUACUUUCCGUAAAAGAGAGUCACCUGUAUUCCCCUCCGCAGGCACACCUGUCUAUGCUGACCACAAGGCAGUGCAUGUGAAUGAGCUUGUAACUUUCUCUCUGACUGAGCAUUUCACAAGAGAAAGCUGCCCAAAUCACAGCACAGCUGUUGUCUAUAACUUAUAUAUAUAUAUAUAUGGUGAUUUUUAUAGAUAAUGUUGUGGUUAUAAAAUCAGGAUUUUAGCGGCAGAGCAGCAGCUUGGAAAUGGCUUGGAAGUGACUGUUGUUAAGAUUCAGGCUUAAUGCUCAGUCACUGUUUCAAAGCUGUUCUUAUGUCUGACAACAGAAACAGAAAAACAUGUAAAUGAUAGCAGCUUUAUUGGGAAUUUAUCUGUAUUAAAAUACUAUUUUGUUUGCUCUUGUUCAAACAUCAUGUGUGUUUUAUGUUGCCUCCAGCUUUUAAUGAAGAAGAGAGCAACCUUGCUUCUUUUCUUUUUUUUUGCUUUUUUUAAUUUGCUUGAGAGAAAUGCUUUAGUUAUUUGCUGGGCCAUCAUCCAUCUUUCAAUUGUUCAAUUGCUGGUAUUGAUCAAGGGUGCGGUGGAAACUACAGGGUUAUUGAGAGGCCAACUGCUCCUAAAAUAAACAGGAUGUAGCAGAUGCUCAUGAUGUAUAGUAUUUCCCUAAGGUGAUCAAUAAAGUUUAAUUCCAAUAUUCCAA